AUGGCACAACCACCAGCCAGCCAUGUGCGGACACCCCUCCUGCCCGGCGUAUAUGUGCCUACCAUGACAUUCUUCGAUCCCGCCACUGAAGAUCUUGACAUCCCAACCAUCCGUACGCAUGCAGUACGAUUAGCCAAAGCCGGUGUAGCCGGGCUAAUCACAAUGGGCUCAAACGGUGAAGCCGUCCAUCUGUCCAGAGCAGAGCGUGCUCUUGUCACACAGCAUACUCGCUCAGCCCUCGACGAAGCGGGAUUCAAACAUACCCCAGUCAUAUCCGGUGCUACAGACCAAGGCGUUCGAGGCACCAUUGAAAUAUGUCGGGAAGCAGCAGAUGCAGGGGCGGAAUAUAUCCUGUUGAUUUCACCCAGCUACUACCGCGCCGCGAUGGGAGAUCAGAAUACCCUAUUCGAAUACUUCACAAAGGUGGCCGAUGGAUCGCCCUUACCUAUCAUACUGUAUAAUUUCCCCGGGGUUGUUUCUGGGAUUGAUAUGGAUUCGGACUUCAUCAUUCGCCUGUCACAGCAUCCCAAUAUCAUUGGGACCAAAUUCACCUGUGGCAGCACGGGGAAGCUGUGUCGUGUUGCCUCUGCCAUGAAUGCAAUUACCCCAGUCUCGCCAUUGGCGAAGGGGCCAGCAGAAACCACUGCUACAUCUCUAAUGUCCCCUCCAUACUACGCCUUUGGAGGCUAUGCGGAUUUCGCCCUUCAGACCCUUGUAUCUGGAGGUUCUGGUAUUGUGGCCGGGGGAGCCAAUGUGCUGCCUCGCCUGUGCGUGGAGGUCUUCAACCUCUGGAGCCAAGGGCAGCUGGCAGAGGCUAUGGAGAUGCAGAAGAUCCUUAGUGAUGGAGACUGGAUCAUGUCCAAGUAUACGAUACCUGGUACAAAGAGUGCGAUCCAGGCCUGCUACGGGUAUGGCGGGUAUCCCAGGGCGCCUAUGCCUCGUCUAACGGAGGCUCAGGAGAAAGAAGUUGCAGACAAGAUCAAGCCGGCGAUGGUGAUUGAGACGAAGCUCAAGGAUGUCGCAUAG
This is a messenger RNA of Arthroderma uncinatum, 1026 nucleotides long. Its product is annotated as dihydrodipicolinate synthetase family protein. Gene Ontology annotation, molecular function: 4-hydroxy-tetrahydrodipicolinate synthase activity. NCBI's taxonomy places the organism in Eukaryota, Fungi, Ascomycota, Eurotiomycetes, Onygenales, Arthrodermataceae. The transcript has a single exon. The record is from RefSeq and is a predicted model, not a curated record. The coding region runs from base 1 to 1026 and encodes 341 amino acids.